Molecule: messenger RNA, 2409 nt
Organism: Talaromyces rugulosus
Lineage: Eukaryota; Fungi; Ascomycota; Eurotiomycetes; Eurotiales; Trichocomaceae
Exons: 5
Coding region: 1-2409 (802 amino acids)
Biological process (GO): iron-sulfur cluster assembly
Cellular component (GO): L-cysteine desulfurase complex; mitochondrion
Source: RefSeq, a predicted model, not a curated record
AUGUCUGUUACGGCGCUACCUCGCGACACCGCCUAUCAAGUGCGGUCUUUGUUUCGCUCCUUACUCCGCCAAUCUUCGCAAUUCUCCAGUUAUAACUUCCGGGAAUACGCUCGGCGAAGGACGAGGGAUGCUUUCCGUGAACACCAGAAGGAGAACGAGGAACGCAAGAUCCAAGAAUUCAUACAGAGUGGACUGAAGGAACUAAGGAUGAUGAAAAGACAAACCACCAUUAGUCAAUUCUACCAGCUCGAUAGGCUCGUCGUCGAGGGACAGGAGACGGGCAAGCAAGUCGGGAAUAAAGGUGACAUUGUCCGUCAAAAGGAUACUGGGUACUUCAGGUCCUCGCGGUCCGGUCGUCAAUUUACAGAGAAUGCGUCUCGAAGCCGAGCAGCAGACCACGACGUGUUCGAGGGUCUGCCCAUUCGCCGCUGGACCCGUCAGAACCACACCGUUUCUCAAGAUGCCCAGAUAAAUAUACCCAGCAACACAGGUCGCGAGCCACAGGCCGACUAUCCCUUUCCAGAACUGCCCAUGCCAAAGGAUAGCCAUUUGCUAGCACCUCAAAGUCGCGCAUUGCUUCGUGCUGCUCGCGCCGGCUACAUUUAUCUCCGCGCCCCGUCGAAAGAAUCGCAGGCAACAGAGGAGAAAGAACCAGCCGAAACAGACGAGACGGCCAAUGUCGCGAAAAUGGAGAGGAGCUAUACGGCUCGGAAAUGGUCGCAAUUACCGAAGCAUGUUGAAGUUCCAGAAGUCGAGUUCUUGGCCAAGAGGAGAGCUGGUUUACCUUCUCUUUACGGUGCUGCCGGGGCACUUACGGCAUCAACGGCGAAUUCUGCGCAAAACAUGAGGAAAGUCAAGGUGAAGAAGACCGAUCCUAUUUCAGGCAAUAUCACCAUUUACGACGCCUGGGUUCCAGAGGGGCAAAAAGUCGAAGGCGAGAUCAAAGACGAAUCCCAAGUGGCCCCUACUCAACAAGAUGCCACUGUUACCAGGGUAAUUCCGCCUCCGGGUACUGUGGUAGAUGGCGUUGGGGUUGCAAAUGCCGAAGGAGUUGUGGUUGCUCCUCCAGCGCCGGCAGAGUCGCCCUCCAAACGCUCAGGGCCUCCGCCACCGAAGCGAAAGAACAAAAGCAUUGGCGGUAAAAGCCACAAGCGGGUCAUGUUCGCACCUGGUGAAGGGGGAGAAGCUGGCGAAGGAGACUCCAUGGUUAUUGAUGGCGAACAAGACGAAGACAUGGAAGACAGCGAAGACGCUAUUAAAGCUGAAGAGAAGACGCCAACUGAACAGGCCCCGCAACCCAGUGAAUCAGAACCAACGCCUAUGGCUUUGGACCAGUCCGUCACACCAAGCCUUCCACCUCCCGCAGAUAUCACUACCCCAUCAUUAACUCACGAACCUACACCUUCGACUGAUGUGAUUUCUCCAGAGAAACCUGUAUCAUCGCCAGAAAAGCCGUCUCUCGAGGAGACACCAGCGCCUCAGCUUCCUGCAGAUAUUCCCAAUAUGGAGCCUACUACGAAUAUAGAGCAACAGCCACAAUCUCCUGUGCGGCCUCAGUCCGAACAGCUCACCCCCCCAACUCAACCAUUGACGGCUAUGCCAAGUGCCAUGGACAUUGACAAGGAGCCUGCAGCAACAGUUGAUCAAACGCCGAGUGUGGAAACUGAGGUCAAAGCAGAGAACCCUAACACACCUAUUCCUCCUACUACCGAAAACUCGGUGGGAGAUCAACCAGUUGCAACCACUAUAGCUCCAGAACCUACACCGCCAAGUGAAUCUUUAGCUCCUGUUGUCGAGCAAGUCGAUAUUGUCGAGGCUGCUCAGCCAACAAAAGAGGAGCCAGAUACCAUUCCAGCAGAUACAGAAAACGCACAAUCCCAACCACCAGCCGUCGCUACCACUACCGAAGAAGUUGCUCCUUCUCAACCGAUCACAUCAGAACCGACUCCCCAACCCCCAGCGGCUUCUCUUCCGGAAACCACUGACGCACUGAGCAAUGUUGAGUCGAACGUUGACGAGAAACCCAAACCGUCGGAUAACAAUGUUUCUCCCCCUCCUACCCCAGUGACGGAGGCUCCGGCGGAUGCUCCAGAACAGGCAAAUCCUGCUGCUUCCGCUCCAGAACCAGAGCCGGUAGCAGCUCCACCUCUGUCUGAGCCUACUACUGAUGCUGCUGCACCCAUCGCACCUGCGCCCGUCGAACCUACACCGACUGUUGAAGCCGCAGUGCCAAUCGAAGCCCCGCCAGUCGUGGCCUCUGAGCCCGUCCCUGUAGCUGAACCGGCAGCAGUCGUUUCCGAUGAAAGUAAAGGAGCCGAAGCUUCGCCAGAAGAAAAGCCUGAGCCUGCACCGCACGUCGACGAAACACCCGACCUGCCUACUGAAAACCCUCCUCCUGCCGAUCAAUGA